Messenger RNA from Lagopus leucura (white-tailed ptarmigan), 3797 nucleotides. It is a transcript of the gene CWC25, whose product is annotated as CWC25 spliceosome associated protein homolog. Gene Ontology annotation, cellular component: U2-type spliceosomal complex. Gene Ontology annotation, biological process: mRNA splicing, via spliceosome. The record is from RefSeq and is a predicted model, not a curated record. The transcript is spliced from 10 exons. NCBI's taxonomy places the organism in Eukaryota, Metazoa, Chordata, Aves, Galliformes, Phasianidae. The coding region runs from base 1826 to 3076 and encodes 416 amino acids.
UGGGAAAAUUGAGGCCGGGCAGACAGGCAGCAGCAGGGGGUAUAGCUCAGUGGUAGAGCAUUUGACUGCAGAUCAAGAGGUCCCUGGUUCAACUCCAGGUGCCCCCUUCAUGUGGUGGACUUUUUUCUAGAGUAGAAUCACAAGGAGCAUUCCUUCUUUUGUCUGCUUAUGCAUUUCACAGUGCUGCUUUCCACAAUUCCAUAUUCGUGACUCUGAGCGUCCAUCUAAGGAUAUACAGCCCAAAUCAGCGUCUGUGUCAGUGUAAAGGCUACAGUGGUUGUUGGAUCAGUGUGGAAGCUGGACAGGUUCUAACCUGUGUAAUAUCUGUACGAUGUGGCUGUCUGUGAUUCUGGUUGUCUGGGCUCUGUGAAUUGGUUUCUUAAUGCUCCUUGUUCAGUUCUUAACCAAGGGGGUGUAGCUCAGUGGCAGAGCAUUUGACUGCAGAUCAAGAGGUCCCUGGUUCAACUCCAGGUGCCCCCUUCAGAUUGUGUUUUUAUUCAAAGAUAAAUAUGAAGAGCAUUCCUCUUUUUUUUUCUUUUUCUUAGAUCUGUUUGCCUGUGCGUUGCUCUGAGGGCUGGUCUCUCAACUUCCAUCUUCAUAACACUGAGAACUCAUCUAAACAUGCAUGCUCAAAUCAGUGUCAUGCAAAAGAAUCUAACCAGUGGACAUCAAAACUAAGCUCUCUAUAGAUUCCUUUUCUCCUCUGUAUCUUUUAUAGUUCUUAAGCAAGGGGGUAUAGCUCAGUGGUAGAGCAUUUGACUGCAGAUCAAGAGGUCCCUGGUUCAACUCCAGGUGCCCCCUUUGGAUUGGGUGCUUUUUGUUUGGUCGAUUGUUCCUCCCCAGGGUAAAUAUGAAGAGUAAUUCUCCUCGCUUUUAGGUCCUGUGUGCUUCUGCUUUGCUCACAGCCCUGGUCCCUGAACGUCCCUGUUCAAGAUGCUGAGCACUCAUCUGAGGAAUUAUGACCACACUUAUGCUGUGUCUAUUUGUUUUUCAUUGCUCCUUGUCUGUUUGUUCAGCCAGGGGGGUAUAGCUCAGUGGUAGAGCAUUUGACUGCAGAUCAAGAGGUCCCUGGUUCAACUCCAGGUGCCCCCUCUUUACCUUCUUUUCCAACCUUUUUUCUUCCCAAGUCCUUCAUAGACACGAUCCUUAUUCUUCAGAGGUCUUCAAGAUCACUUGUACCAAACUUCUAACAUAAAAGAAGAAAAGCUUUCCAGUUUUCCCGUGGUUUUCCUGAGCAACACACGUACAGGCAAAUAGCACAGUGCAGUAGAGGCGAUGCAGGUCUAGUUUUUCCUGCCUGAGCAGUUGUUGCUAAUUGAAGUAAUUUCUAGAAAGCUGCAUACUCCAUGUAUGACAGGUGUCUGUGCCCCCGCGGGGAUCGAACCCGGCACCCCAGCAGCCGCAGGCAGCGACGCUGCCCUUGAGCCACGCCCCCACCACUGAGCCGCCCCAAAGCCGCGUUUCGCGGGCUCACGUAGCUCAGGGGCAAAGCGCCGGGCUGGGAGCCGAAACGUCCCCGGUUCUAAGCCCGCACUGAACGGCGCGGAACCCCGCUCGCGUCCUCGAGUUUUCGCUCGGCGACGCCGCGGUUCGGUGCGAAGCCCUGGGGAACGGGGUGACAACGGCAAACAGCGGCCUGCAGCUCCGGUCAUCGCUACAGCACGCCGUAGCACCAAGCGCCGCCCGCCUCCUCCUAUCCCUUCGGUAAGACCGUUAAGCGCCGCGCCGGAAGUGACGUAUAUCACACGCGACGCGUUGAGAGGAGACGGCGGCUCAUGUUGAUGACGCACAGCGGGCCCAGUAGCCGAGGAGAAGCCGAGCAGCCAUGGGGGGAGGCGACUUGAACCUGAAGAAGAGCUGGCACCCCCAGACCCUGCGCAAUGUGGAGAAGGUGUGGAAGGCCGAGCAGAAAUAUGAGGCCGAGAGGAAGAAAAUCGAGGAGCUGCAGCGGGAGCUGCAGGAGGAAAGGGCCCGAGAGGAGAUGCAGCGAUAUGCUGAGGAUAUGGGCACUGUCCGGAAAAGAGAAGAAAAGUUGGAGUGGAUGUACCAGGGUCCUGGGGGCAUGGUGAACAGGGAGGAGUAUCUCAUGGGUCGCCCUGUGGACAAGUACGUCUUUGAGAAGACAGAGGACAAGGAUGCUGGCUGCUCCAAUGAGACAGGACUGCUCCCAGGCUCCAUUUUUGCCAAGUCAGGUGCCAACUCUGUCCUGGACAUGGCAAACAAAAUCCGGGAGGAUCCACUUUUCAUGAUCAGAAAGAGAGAGGAGGAGAAGAAGAGAGAGGUUCUGAAUAAUCCUGUAAAAAUGAAGAAAAUCAAGGAGUUGCUGCAAAACAGUUUAGAUAAAAAGGAGAAAAAGAAGAAGAAAGAGAAGAAGAAGAAGCACAAGAAGCACCGGCGUCGCAGCUCCAGCAGUGAAAGUGCCAGCAGUGAUGAGGAGCGAAGCAAAGCCAGGUCUCAGAAGAAAUCCAGCAGCUCCUCCUGGAAACCCAUUCCUUCUAAAGUGCCAGGAUAUGGCUUACAGGUUAGGGACUCUGACAGGAACCACAGAUCUCGGAGUUCUCCAGCUGCUGGGCAGGGCAGAGCCUCCCACAGGCACCGCGAGCGCUCCAGGUCCAGGAGCACAUCCCACUCCCCACAGAGAUGCACGAACAAGAAGAGUGCAGAGCAAUCUGGAUGCAGGGGGUCGAGAUCUCCUUCCAGGCACAGUAAACAACAUAGCAGUCGAGAGGAGAAAGGGAGAGCUGGAAGUCCUUCCCCCAAGAAGAGCUAUCGGCGACAGCACCUUCCAGGUUACACCAGAAAGAUCUCUCCAGAGGAACUGGAGCGUAAACGGCAGGAAAUGAUGGAAAACGCCAAGUGGAGGGAAGAGGAGAGGGUGAACAACCUCAAGAAGCACCGAAAGGAGGAGGAACUGGAGAGAGAACUGGAGAAACUCGACUCUGGGGAUGGAAAGUUCUUGCAUCACUUUAAGCUGGAAAGUGCUUCUACUUCCACUUUAGAAGAUAGGGUGAAGCGGAACAUCCACUCCCUUCAGAGAACUCCUGCUGCCUUGGAAAAGAACUUUAUGCAGAGAUGAAGCUUGUUCUUCCUCUGCUUCUGUGCAGGAGUAAAUUGGACCCUUGUUCCCCAAGGUGAGAGGCCUCCAGCACACGCUCAGUUCUCUCUCCAGGAACCAUCUCCCAAAGAGCUGCUGAAUUUCUGUGCUGCAGCCCACAGCGUGGUCUGAACUUCUGGCACUGUCAAUGUGUUUGUGAUGAGGAUGAUCCCUCAGGCAGACCUCAGCUGGAGAGCUCGUGAGCCCUUGUAUCCUGCAGCACGUUGCCAGAUCUCUUCCUGUUCUCCACCCUGAUUCGUACCGGUUUUGUAUAUUGUUGUUAUUAGAUGAUGCUGGGUGAUAAUUGCUUCCUACACUGGGCAGGUUAUCUGCGCUCUUUAUUUGUGAGAGCAAAAGACCUAUUUUUGUUAGUUCCUUAAAAAUCAGAGCAGGACAAAUUCACGUGAGGUGACUGGAUGUGAUAAAGCUGUGUGAUGGACUGAUGCCAUUCUGCUUGACUGCCAUCAUUCUGCUGUGGGUUUGGAGGGAGAGGUCAGACCAGACUGUAAAAUAUCUUCUGUAGCCAUUAUUUGAUCCCUCUCACCUAUCUCAAUGAUGUUUGGCUCGAGGGCAGCAGCUUCACAGGGAAAGGAAAUGAGCAGAGCAGAACUGAUGCAGCAAAUAUCUCUCUGGGAUUUUGUAAUGUAAGUAAUGUGUAUAUGUACAGCAGUGAAGAUUGUUUUGCCUUUUUUUUUUUUUUUUU